Molecule: messenger RNA, 1224 nt
Organism: Wyeomyia smithii (pitcher-plant mosquito)
Lineage: Eukaryota; Metazoa; Arthropoda; Insecta; Diptera; Culicidae
Product: odorant receptor Or2-like
Exons: 5
Coding region: 1-1146 (381 amino acids)
Biological process (GO): sensory perception of smell; detection of chemical stimulus involved in sensory perception of smell
Cellular component (GO): plasma membrane
Molecular function (GO): metal ion binding; olfactory receptor activity; odorant binding
Source: RefSeq, a predicted model, not a curated record
AUGGCGCCGAAGAGUACGAAGAUAAACAGUUUGAAUUGUCCGAUAGUUUCGAUCAACGUCCACAUUUGGCACUUUUGGUCGUACAUUUAUAGACAUGACUUCAGGCGCUAUAUAGGGAUCGUACUUGGACUUCUGCUGAAUGCGUUUAUGUUCGCUGAUCUUUUUAUGUCAGGAGCCGAUUUCGAGCAAAUGAUUGUUAAUGCAUUUUUUGCUGUGCUUGGGUUUGAUGUGAUACUGCGUCCAAUAAGCGUAGUGUACACUCGUGAUAAAUUUGAACAAUUUUUGGAAAAAGUGUCAUUCAAGUACAAGGAAAUGGAGAAAAUCGAAGACCAUGUUGUGCUGGGAAUAAUUUCGAGACUCACGAAGCGAGCAAGAACGCUAUCUAUCGGCAAUCUUGCAGUUUCAUGCACCACCGCAGUAUGUCUCAUUAUUUCUCCUCUGUUUAGCAGCAACCGUAGAAUGUUAUUCAGCAUGUACAUUCCCGGGGUGAAUGUCUCAGCUUCGCCUCAGUAUGAAAUUUUAUAUGCCUUGCAGGCAUUCUGGAUGUGUCCUGCCUGCGGCAUGUACGUCCCAUUCACUAAUUUAUUCAUGUCGGCUACGAUUUUCGGCGUGAUUCAGAUGAAAACAUUACAGCAUCAGUUGACAACACUCAAGGAUACUGUGAAGAACAAGGAUGGAAAAAAUCUACACAACACUGUGAACAGGAUCAUCGAAACUCAUUUGCGUAUCAAAGACUAUGUGUUUGAGUUAAACUCCUUGGUCACCUUCAUAUGCUUUUUUGAGUUUAUGACAUUUGGAGUUUUGCUUUGUUCCUUGCUAUUUCUACUAAAUACGACCGCCAAUAAGAGUCAGGUUUUGGUAAUUGUGCCAUAUUCUGUGACAAUAGUGACGCAGGUAUUCGCGUUCUACUGGCACGCAAACGAGGUUCGCGAGGAAAGCAUUAAAAUCGCUGAGGCUGCUUACAAUGGACCUUGGAUGGACAAGGAGGAAUCGAUCAAGAAAAAGCUUCUGCUCGUUAGCCUCAGUGCCCAACGUCCGCUGGAGUUAACAUUGGGCAAUGUUUUUCCGAUGACGUUGGAGAUGUUUCAAUCCCUGAUGAAUGCGUCCUACUCAUAUUGCACUUUGCUGAGACGUUUCAACAACUGAAAGAUUCAAGUUGCUGUGUUUUAUUGACAAAUUUUUGGAGGGUUGAUCAAAAUUUUGAUUCUCAUUAAUUUUAAACAA